UGCAUGGCGCGUGAAAUGAGUUGGGGGCGCGAAAAUCAAUUCUCAAUUUUGCGAUACAAAAACGAAUAAAAAAUACAAAAAAAAAUUGCGAUCCCUUCCCUCGCUCCUCCCUCUUUCUGUCUGCACCUUCUCCUUGCCCACCGCGCCGCGCCUCCGACCACCACCUACCACCGGCGACCUCGAAUUUUCAAUCUUCAUCCCUUACCUCUGAACUAGUGAAGUGACCUUCCCCUCACUGUGAAUAUCUGAUUCUGACAGAAAAGGGGAAAAAACGGAAAACAAAAUUCAAGGUUGGAACCAAUGCAGUGCAGCGUGUAGCAAUGAGAAAGAAUAACACUGCUGAGCAACAAAAUUGAAAAAUAACAGUAGCAGAACAUUUUCAUUGUAAAUUCUGAGCAAUGGCUUCAGGAUCUGUGGAAGGAGAACAAUCAUCACUCGCUGAUGAUUAUGAUGCCUUGAUUUCAACCACUGAUGUUGAGCUUCUCAAGCGAGCUUGGCGUAAUGAAAAGGCAGCACCUGAGAUUCUUCGUUUUGAAUCUGAUUUGAUCACCCGUGUCAGAGAACAGAUUGAAUUAAUGGAAGAAACCGUGGAGGAGAAAUUGACUGUUGGUACCGACCCUCUUUCAGUAUCUCUGUAUCAGAUGGACUUAGAUAGAACCUUAUUUCUAUUAAGAUCAUAUCUUCGCAUCCGCAUCCUGAAGAUCGAAAAGUACAUGUUCCACAUCCGAAAAACUGAAGAACUUUGGAACAGGCUUUCUAAGGAUGAGAAAUUUUUCACUGAAAGGUGCACAGAUGACCUAAAGAAACAUCUGGAGGAGAGUGUUCUAUCAAAACUGCCUGAAAAUUAUCAGUCUUAUGAGAGGCAAUCUGUAAUCAGUGAAGAGGAUGACAUGGUUCCAGAACCACGACUAGACACAUUUGUUUUGUGUAGAAGUAAAGAAUAUCUCACAGGCAUUCAACUUGAAGAUGGACCUGUUGAUGACAGGUCGAAGCUGUUUGAAAUGGAGCCUGAUGUCCUUUACUUUAUAUGUUACAAAUCUAUAAAGCCGCUCGUAGAGAGUGGCAAAAUUGAUCUACUAUGACAAGUAAACAAUUUGGAUAUUGGUGUUCAUGAGAAGCCCUCUAUUGCUGACAAAUUUUUACCAAGACCAAAAUUGUACUCUAGACAAUGCCUUUUUCUUAAUUCUGGUUUAUGGAGCUGAUUGAAAAUGUCGCCGAGGUGGACACAUGAUGAUUUAUUUUGUAGAUGUUUCCCUGGUUGAAGUAUUUGUACUCACUGUUUGCCACUCUUAUUUAUGUUUUAAAAGAUCUG
This is a messenger RNA of Trifolium pratense (red clover), 1312 nucleotides long. Its product is annotated as DNA replication complex GINS protein SLD5. The record is from RefSeq and is a predicted model, not a curated record. NCBI's taxonomy places the organism in Eukaryota, Viridiplantae, Streptophyta, Magnoliopsida, Fabales, Fabaceae. Gene Ontology annotation, biological process: double-strand break repair via break-induced replication; DNA-templated DNA replication. The coding region runs from base 399 to 1082 and encodes 227 amino acids. The transcript has 7 exons. Gene Ontology annotation, cellular component: GINS complex.